Molecule: messenger RNA, 847 nt
Organism: Siniperca chuatsi (mandarin fish)
Lineage: Eukaryota; Metazoa; Chordata; Actinopteri; Centrarchiformes; Sinipercidae
Gene: urp1
Product: urotensin-related peptide 1
Exons: 5
Coding region: 227-637 (136 amino acids)
Biological process (GO): blood vessel diameter maintenance; regulation of blood pressure
Cellular component (GO): extracellular region
Molecular function (GO): hormone activity
Source: RefSeq, a predicted model, not a curated record
GUUAGGCCUCUCUGUACAAGCACAGAUAGGCUCCGGCUGAAUUGACAGGGUCCCCUAAAUUGUGUCUAUGACGCCUGAUCCAUCGAGUCAAAACCAUUAAGAAGGAGACUGGGUGUGAUGAUAAUGUAUUGAUCAGAUUGUGACGGAUGGCUACUGAGGGUAUAUAAGUGAAGUUUUUUGCCGAGCAGAGGUAGUCCAGAUCUGGCCAUCUAAAGAUAAAGGCACCAUGAUUUCUGUUGCUCUAUUUUACCUCGUAGCUGUGAUUUGUUCUGCCAGACGGACACACGCUCUACCUCUGUACCCUGAUACCAACCUGGAGCCACAGGCAGAUUUCAUUCAGAAAUUAGUGUCAGAGGUGGAGGAUGGACCCAACACUGCUGAGGGGGAGCAGAGAGACGUGAAUAAUCUAUAUCCUCUACUGAUGCAGCACAAUGGAGGGAGAGACUCCUGGAAUAAAGGGGCUAAAGAUUCAGCACAACAAGAUAAGUUUGCCAACAUGGUUGAGGACCUGAAGGAAGCCGUCUUGAAUCUGGCAGCGGCUGACAAGCUUCGUGCUCAGGGUUUUCUCAGAUCAGAGCAGAACUUGCCAAAAACAAACAAAAGAGCAUGUUUCUGGAAAUACUGUGUCACCAACUAGAGCUCAGCAGCGGCAGGACGUUUGGUGUGAUUUCAUCACUGUCGGGUUGGAAACGCCUUCACUCUCCAUUGACAUUUUUGUUUCCCACCAAACAGUAUGUUCAUUGUCUAAACUGGAUCAACAGAAAAUAUAUUUUUGAAGCUGUAAAAUUGUCUUUUUUUGUGGCUGAAAAUAAACUUGAAUGUCAGAAAUGCCAUUUAUGUUACGUGC